AUGUCUUAUGUUCCAAGCGAAAGUGACGCGAUUUCUAGUUUAUAUACGUUACGUUUUUGUGGGGUAAACCCACAAACAUCUCCCUUGACCGCGAAAGACCUUGAUAAUGUAGACGAAUAUCUUUUACGCACGCAUUACACCUUUGAAAUUUCAAAAUUCAAAAGAAGCUACAUUGUAUUGCCGACAGCUAGCAAGAGAGUAUGGUUUCAUGAUAAAACAAGAAACCAGUUCGAUAUUCAUGAAGGUAAAAGCCAAUGGAAGUUUAAGAAAUCAAAUAAUCCGCAGCAUGCAGAACACAACCAUGACUUGAUACCUGAAAAUCUUCCUGUACCUUGGCCUCCUAGCGCCCUUCAAAGGAUUAUAGAAUACGCUAGUUCCGGAUUGCCAACGGGAGAUAUAAGACAAUUGAUGCAACAAGAAUUCCCACAUUUACCUUGGGAUGAAAGGAGGUUUUAUAAUCGGUUAGCAGAAGAGAGGAAGAAAAUCAAAAUUCGAGAAACCGAAAGGAGGGUUGCCGAAACCAUCGUUUUGGCCGCACGCGUGGCUUCCUUAGCAUGUUCCAAUCAAGAACAUACUGAUCAGGUUCAAACAAUUUUACAGCAAGCAUUAGAAGAUAUUUGUGAGUCCACAAAUAUUGAUCCAAAUACUGUAAUUAAUAUAAGUUCUCAAGAAGAUAUGACGACAAUAUCAAUUCCUUCCUCAUCAACUUCCGAUAUUGUAUGUAAUUAUCCUGCUGGCAGUUUAACCGUUAAAAAUAUUCCUGCGCAUAAAGGACGACCUCCAAAGAAGAAUCUAUUACCUCCACAACUUCAAAAUAUGUUUCCAUCCCAAUCUUCCAUUCAAAAGGGUUUGACUGGUACAAAAUUACCAAAGUUGAAUUUGGCUUCAACCUUAUCAAACCAUCCGGCAUUUGAACCAAUACACCAACAACAUACAAAACUUCAAGAACAACAAUUUCAUCCUACCCAAUCGAAUGUUCAAAUCCCACUUGUAUCUCAAUUAAAUACGGAUGAAUUAAAUUCAUUUUCGUCGUCACAACCUAUACUUCAAGGGAACUUGGUUCCUCAUUUUCAAAAGCAAGAACAAUUUUAUGAUUUUCAACCACCUCAAACUAAUUCACAUUCUCAAGAUAGUAAUCAAUUAUUCAUGUCUCAGGAAUAUCCUGGUAUGAAACUUGAUUCACAUCUAAAUCCACCUCGUGAACAGAUUAACAGACAUGAGCAGCAAAUUCUAGCUCCUCAAACUUCUUUUCAGAUAUAUUCACAACCUCCAACAUGGGAACAGCCUAGUUUUAUAAAUUAUGCUUUAACACCAGAUAUGUUGCUUCGUUCGUGUCCGCAAGUGUUUACUUCACCUCAGGAAGAAAUCAUAAAACAGAAAUUAUUACGACACGGUCCAACGUCAGAUUUUCAGACUGACCAAGUAUUAAACCUGCCACAUUCAAUUCAACAUAUGAAUUCAAACAUACAAAGUCAAAAUCAACAAAUGCUUACGCCACACUCAGUUGAACAUAUGAAUUAUGAAAAAGCAAGCCAACAAGCCACCUUCAAACAACAAGCCACUCCAAAUACAGGAGACCAAAUAUUUUAUUUUUAA
Molecule: messenger RNA, 1596 nt
Organism: Funneliformis mosseae
Lineage: Eukaryota; Fungi; Glomeromycota; Glomeromycetes; Glomerales; Glomeraceae
Source: the annotation of a GenBank genome assembly